AUGCGCGGACAGGUUGUCGCUGCCCCGUGGCGGUUAAGGGUCUACAGUGGAGGAGGCGGAGGCUGGAACGAGAUGCUGGUUUUGAUGCUAGUUGUGGCGGCGGCAGCGAUCGUGCAUCUCUGCCCGCUGGUCGGAGCUCAGCCGCUGUGCCGUAGACGCCUGGUGAGGACAGGAAAAGUGUUUAACAAGCAAAAGACUGUUCAAGGGGAUCCCCUGUUUUAUCCAUCUCUGACGACACACUUGAUUAAACAUCCUUGCAAGAAAAACUUAGCUCUGUAUCUAGGAAGAGAAGUUUUUUUCACCGACAAUAACUUUGGCAGUAGUCUCCUCCCAUUUUCCAUCCCUUCAUCAAUGCAGGUUGGCUUGCCAGUGGUAACGUCGGCAUUUUUUGCUGGUUCUGUCCUGCUGUUGGUAAUAAAUCGAAAAGUCUAUAUUUAUGACUAUGAAGCCAAUUCCUGGAACAUCUCUGUAGGUAUAAAACACCCCGUUUCACACAUUUCUGGUGAUAAUUGUUGUUACAGUGGAAAUUCCUUUUGUUUGGCUAUAAGCAAUUCGAUUUUUGCAUAUUUGCGUGGAGAGAAGGCAUCACGGGCCCAUAUAUAUUUCUCAAAUACCUGGGGAUACAAAUUUCAGAAGUUUACCUUUGGAAGUCAGGUAGGUUUAGUUGGUUCUUUGAAUGGGAUCUUCUACUUCCACUCCUUGUCACAGAUCGGGAUGCUUCUCACUGAGAAAAAUAAGGCCAAGUUUGGGUAUUCAGAUCACCCUCUGAACAGAAGUUUCGGGCUGCCGUUUAACUACACUGACACCCUUGAAAUCCUCAUCUCCCCGGGUCAGAAGGGCAUCUUGAUCCUCUGGGAUGAGAACAGCCUGAUGGUUUCCCAUAAUGCAGGGCAGCUGGUGGACACCGUGGUGGUCCGGAAGGGCGAGCGCAUCCUGCACGCGUCCCUCUCCGAGGUCAACGUGACCUUCCACAGCGUCGCCUCCAAUGAAAAUGAACUGGCGGUUUUAACUAGAGAGAAUCAUUUUUAUUACGGAAGUCUGGGCGUUCUGUCAAGUUCCGUGAUCAAAUUUGUAGACCAAAAUGUGUGGUCCCCAGGCGCAGCUCUGAUGUUCAGUGACCUGGGGAUACUUGAGAUCCUGACCCCAGUUCCCGACCUGCAUCACCCAGAAUAUGAUUUCCAGCUGUGCUCUGUGAAUAUUCAGGAGAUACUCAUGGAUCCCACACUCGAUGUCAACGUCUGCAAAAUUGAGCUUCUGCAAGGUGAAUUUGAGGACAAAAUGUAUACCAUUGAUAUGAACAGUCAAUUGGAGUUGUCAGCUCUGAUGAUACCCCGGCCGGGCAGAUCACCUGUUCCAAUAGUGACAGUAAGCAACCCCCACUCCCUGGGGCUGCAGGUCAUCACCUACGAGGAUGGCUACACCUAUGACGGCAACACAAAGCACCGACUGAACAUUUCUCUGAAGCAGCAGCAGCACUGGGGCAGGGCCGACCCCAGCUUCACGUCCAGCAUAAAGAGGCCCACGAUGUCCACCAUCACCCUGGACAUAGCCAACAAGGAAAUCUCCUGCGUGGACCUCAAGCCACUGACGGCGCUCAUUUCAGUUGGUUGUGACCAGGAGAAGACACUCGUGGUUCAGAACGAAAUCUCAGCCUGCUCCAAAGGCGUCCUCGACCCGGUGACCCUCCAGGAUAACUACACCUACGUCAUUGAGAGGACGUCCUACGACCCCAACUUCCUCGGGCAGGAGGCGGCCAAGGACCUGGUCGUGACGUACCGAUAUGACCUGCUGGGCUGUCCCGGCCUCGUCUACUACGACACCCCUUGGAAGCCCGUGGUGGAGCUGUGGAGACAAGGAAGGUUCCAGGAGGUCAUCAACGCCGAGUAUGUCCUGCUGGAGGUGAACGGGCUGUUCACGUACACGUACUCCCUGACGGCCGAGGAGGCCCUCUGCAAGUCCCAGCCACAGAACUGGAGCACGGUCAUGGGCACCACUGGCCGCAAAGGGCCAUUCGCCUGGGACCGAGAGAACUACAUGAGCUGCCACGAGCCCAACGACAACGCCCCUCUGCUGUGGCCAGACGUCCCCUAUGAGAUCAUGGGUGGCCCCACGUCAAACAAGAUCAUUUUCGACCAAAGGAAUGGAAUGUACGUCUUCUCCAUCUCAAUUGUGGAUCCAUACUACAGCUACUGCCACCUGAAGACCACCUUCAGCAUCUACGUCCACGGGGCCUUCCCGCCCUCCGUCCUCCCGGCCGAGCUCACCAUCCUCCUGCUCAUGUUGGGGAUCCUGCUGUUCGUGUGGCUGGCCCACAUGGUCCCCAAGUUGCUGCACAUGGAGACGGGAAGCCGCGUUAAGGUGUUCUGGGUCGACACGUUCCGGCAGUGCCAGCCGUCCUGCGCGCGUCACCAGGCCAAGUACUGA
This is a messenger RNA of Choloepus didactylus (southern two-toed sloth), 2424 nucleotides long. RefSeq names its product cation channel sperm associated auxiliary subunit delta (gene CATSPERD). Gene Ontology annotation, biological process: flagellated sperm motility; sperm capacitation. Gene Ontology annotation, cellular component: CatSper complex; sperm principal piece. NCBI's taxonomy places the organism in Eukaryota, Metazoa, Chordata, Mammalia, Pilosa, Megalonychidae. The transcript has 22 exons. Bases 1 to 2424 code for a protein of 807 amino acids. The record is from RefSeq and is a predicted model, not a curated record.